Prionailurus viverrinus (fishing cat) is the source of this 2132-nucleotide messenger RNA. RefSeq names its product proline rich transmembrane protein 1 (gene PRRT1). The coding region runs from base 303 to 1223 and encodes 306 amino acids. The transcript has 4 exons. Gene Ontology annotation, cellular component: membrane. NCBI's taxonomy places the organism in Eukaryota, Metazoa, Chordata, Mammalia, Carnivora, Felidae. The record is from RefSeq and is a predicted model, not a curated record.
UCUUGCUCGCCUCCCUGUUUCCAUGACAACUCCAAGGGAGCCCAAACUGGGGGCCUGAAUGCUGGGGUGAGAGGAGGAGAGACCUAGUGAGGGUACCUCGGAAACUCUCCCCCUCCCUCUCCUCGGCCCCUUUAAGCUCCCCCCCCCUUCCCGGCUCUCCCUCCGCCCCCCGCCGCUGUCUUCAUCUCUCCAUCUCUGUGCUGCCGCCGCCACCGGCUGCGCAAUCCGCACACCAAGACUCUGACGCCAGCCAGGGACCCCAACUCCCGCUGCAGACACCCUGUCCCAGCGACACCACAGGCAUGUCAUCGGAAAAGUCAGGCCUCUCAGACUCAGUCCCUCACACCUCUCCACCACCCUAUAAUGCCCCCCAGCCCCCGGCCGAGCCCCCUGCCCCACCCCCACAGGCAGCCCCUUCCUCUCACCAUCACCACCACCACCACUACCACCAGUCCGGGACCGCCACCCUCCCGCGCUUGGGGGCAGGCGGCCUGGCUUCUUCCGUGGCCACUGGUCAGCGCGGUCCCUCAUCCUCCGCCACCCUGCCACGACCGCCACACCACGCUCCACCUGGCCCGGCCGCCGGGGCGCCCCCACCCGGCUGCGCUACCUUGCCCCGCAUGCCACCCGACCCUUACCUGCAGGAGACUCGCUUCGAGGGCCCACUGCCCCCGCCGCCGCCGGCCGCCGCCGCCCCACCCCCGCCGGCGCCCUCCCAUACGGCCCAGGCUCCGGGCUUCGUAGUGCCCACGCACACGGGGGCGGUAGGCACGCUGCCACUGGGGGGCUAUGUAGCCCCCGGCUACCCCUUACAGCUGCAGCCUUGCACUGCCUACGUGCCGGUCUACCCAGUGGGCACGCCCUAUACAGGCGGGACCCCGGGGGGGACGGGAGUAACCUCCACGCUCCCCCCGCCGCCCCAGGCCCCAGGGCUGGCCCUGCUAGAGCCGAGGCGCCCGCCGCACGACUACAUGCCCAUCGCGGUGCUGACCACCAUCUGUUGCUUCUGGCCUACGGGCAUCAUCGCCAUCUUCAAGGCAGUGCAGGUGCGCACGGCCUUGGCCCGCGGAGACAUGGUGUCUGCCGAGAUCGCUUCCCGCGAGGCCCGGAACUUCUCCUUCAUCUCCCUAGCGGUGGGCAUCGCAGCCAUGGUGCUCUGUACCAUCCUCACCGUAGUCAUCAUCAUUGCCGCUCAGCACCAUGAGAACUACUGGGAUCCGUAAGGACGCACCCGGCCUGGCCCCGCCCCGCGCCCCUCAACCUCCCAAGCGCGUUCUGCAGCCACGCAGCGGAUCCAGUGGGUGCCCCGCACACAUGCCUCUGGGGCCACCGAAUUUCGAUACAUCCUAAACUCUGCCUCCACGGAACCUCUCGCCUUGCGGGCACGCUCCGAAUCCAGUUCCUCAGGAACCCCGAAAAAACCCACCCCCCCCCCCCAGGGAUGCCACUUUCCGGGAUCCCCGCCAAAUGCCGGGCCCUCAGUCACUCCAGUACCCCGCCGCCUCUAAAUGCAGCGACCCCAGCGGAGCUCCUUGGGUCUCCGCUCGCAGCUGGGAGACCGGUCCCCAAAGCCCCGCCUCCUCUAUAGGCUCCGCCCUGGCUCUGUCAAAACCCCGCCUCCAGGGCGGCAGGCUCCGCCUUCUUUUCCUUCCCCGCGAGGUGAUUGCGUCCGGUGAUUGGGUUGUGGCGCUAGGCCUCGCCCCCAGACUGACACACUCCUCCCCUUCUCCUGGCGCGGGGACCUAGCCCCGAGGUAGUCACGCCCCCACGCUCUCUCAUUUUUGGUGGUACAGUUUUGUCUUCUCCACCCAGGUCUCUUACUAUUUUCUUGCUAAUCCCAGAACCUCUACUUUUGGUAAUUUUGGAAUGAGAUUUCGGAGGUUCCCAGUUUAGGACCUUUCACCCUGGGAUGACGAACGUCCCCGUUCUCUGUAAAUAUUCCCUUCCACCUAUUCCAAUCAGUGGGCAGCCGGGCAGAAGGUAACCCAGGGUAGGACCUCCCAACGUCAGGAGGAGCCAGCCCCGUUCCCCACUCCCCUCGGCAGUCCCUACCUUGUUCUGAUUUGUGCGUGAGUGUGUGUGUGAAUUUCUGAAAGAAUAUUAAAGAGACUAAGUGGAUUUAUCACCCGCAA